Molecule: messenger RNA, 1724 nt
Organism: Cuscuta campestris
Lineage: Eukaryota; Viridiplantae; Streptophyta; Magnoliopsida; Solanales; Convolvulaceae
Source: the annotation of a GenBank genome assembly
AUUCAACUCCAAUCUUACCCAUGUUCGCUCUUCGGUCCCCAAGAAGCCUUUUUUCCGUUUUUUGGUUCCUAUCCAGUCCGGAUCCGGUUGGAUCCCGCCCGGGCAACCCGUAUUUUCGUAUGGUUACCAUGUAUAGCUUAAAGUAAAAAAGCCUGUCCUCCCAUUUCUUUCGAGGUUUGCUAUCCAUGGCGACUCAAGGUCAAGUUAUCACCUGCAAAGCGGCGGUGGCCUGGGAACCCAACAAGCCUCUUGCUGUCGAGGACGUUCAGGUGGAUCCGCCUCAGGCCGGUGAAGUCCGAGUUAAGGUUCUAUUCGCCGCUCUUUGCCAUACCGAUGCUUAUACAUGGAGCGGCAAGGACCCCGAAGGUCUCUUCCCAUGCAUUCUUGGCCAUGAAGCUGCAGGUAUAGUGGAGAGCGUUGGUGAAGGUGUUACUGAGGUUCAGCCUGGAGACCAUGUUAUUCCCUGUUAUCAGGCAGAAUGCAAGGAGUGUAAGUUCUGCAAAUCAGGAAAGACCAAUCUUUGUGGAAAAGUAAGGGGUGCUACUGGGGUUGGAGUCAUGAUGAACGACCGCAAGAGUCGAUUUUCAAUCAAUGGAAAGCCCAUCUAUCACUUUAUGGGAACUUCAACAUUCAGUCAAUACACAGUUGUCCACGAUGUUAGUGUCGCUAAGAUUGACCCGAAGGCGCCGUUAGAAAAAGUGUGCCUUCUUGGCUGUGGUGUACCCACAGGUCUUGGAGCAGUUUGGAACACUGCAAAAGUUGAACCAGGCUCCAACGUUGCUGUUUUUGGCCUCGGGACUGUCGGUCUUGCUGUGGCAGAGGGUGCCAAAGCUGCUGGUGCUUCACGAAUCAUUGGGAUAGAUAUUGACAGCAAAAAGUUUGACUUAGCUAAGAAUUUUGGUGUGACUGAAUUCAUCAAUCCAAAAGACCAUGACAAACCAAUACAGCAGGUUAUCGUCGAUCAAACUGAUGGUGGGGUUGACUAUAGUUUUGAGUGCAUUGGAAAUGUCCAAGUGAUGAGGGCUGCUCUAGAGUGCUGUCAUAAGGGCUGGGGAACAUCAGUUAUCGUAGGUGUUGCAGCAUCUGGCCAAGAGAUAUCAACGCGUCCGUUCCAGCUGGUGACUGGUCGUGUUUGGAAGGGAACUGCUUUUGGCGGCUUUAAAAGCCGCUCACAAGUACCUUGGCUUGUGGACAAGUAUAUGAAGAAGGAAAUCAAAGUGGACGAGUACAUUACACACAACCUGACACUUCCAGAGAUCAAUGAGGCUUUUGAUCUGAUGCACGAGGGAGGUUGCCUUCGUGUUGUGCUGAGUAUGCAUUCAUGAGUAAUGAAUGAGCUCGUGGCUUUAACGUUUGGCAUGGUGUGUGUUUCCAAGAAUCUUGGACCCCAUCCCCCCCCCCCAAAAAAAAAGAAAGAAAAGAAAACCUUUCCCCUUUCUGCUGCCUCAAAAAUUGGGCUUGUUUUUUUUUUUUUUUGAAGAAAUUACGGUGUAUUUUGUGUGAUAACCUUUCUUUGCCCGUUGUCUUGGAGGCUAUAGGGAGUUAUUGUUAUGUUUUGGCUUUGCUUUCAACGUUCAAAGUGCUUAAUUUGAUUAAAAAGAAAAGCAAAAGCCAAAUAUAACCAACCAUAACUUCCUAAAGGCUUUAAGUUACUUUAUGAUUUUUACUUCCUUUUUGCUAUGGAUUGUCAAAGGUUCGAAGUUGCUAUUGAUGAUUAACAGUCU